UCAAUGCAUUUUUCAAUAUAUUAAUAUGCAUGUUUUUGUAGGUGAUAAUGACUCUGCAAGAAACAUAAAGGCAAUAAAGAAUGGUGAAUUGCUGAAUGAUUCUAAGAGAAUACUUGCAUGUUCAGUGCUCAUCAAGAAUGAGAUGUUCUUUACUGGAAUAGUCAGUGCAGCAAUGAAAAAUAAGGUCAGUUGUUUAUACAUACAUGUACAUGUAGCAUCAGUGAGAGAUUUAAUCAAUGCCUGUAAUAUUUUAAGUCUUGAUACCUUUUUUUUUUUAUUUCAAACAGAAAGUCCAUUUUGUAAAUUGUUACUUUAUUUUAUGUAUUGGGCAAAUACCAUGUAUGUAAUCUUUAUCAUUCAGGUGACAUACAACUACAAGCUUAGAUUGGAAAAGCAGCCUGGUGAUAUUUUAAGCUCACACUGUGAAUGUCCAGCAGGGAAGGGCCCAAAUGGAACAUGUAAACAUUUAGCAGCAGUCAUGGUGAUGUUGGAGAAGUUUAUUGGGCUUGGAGAGCUUACUGGCAUUGAGAAGACGUGCACUGAGUGUUUGAUGAUGUUCAAUAAACCAAAGACUUCCCAUAAAGGAUCACCUGUAAAGGUAGAAAAUCUUUCAAGAAAACGGAAAUCAGAAAACAUAUUGGAUGAUCCCCGCCCAGAGAAGAGGAAGAAUAUGGAGGGUUUUGAGGAUAGGGUCUUGAACAUCUUGGUAAACUAUACAGCAAAAUCGUCAGCGAACAUUGCCUAUCGCUACUUAUUUAAAAGAGCUGAUUUGAAGACUGCAGUUCAUGAUCAUGAUUACCUCUCACUACCUUUUACUGAGUAUUGGGUUGAUGAAGCAAUUAUGGUGAAUGAUUUGGAGAUAAAGAAGAUAAGAGUUGCAACACGUGGGCAGACGGCUAACAAGAAAUGGUUUGGGGAGAGGACAUGGCGAUUAACUGCUUCAAGCUUUGGACAGAAAACCCACAUGACGGAGAAACGAAACAAGGAAAAACAGUGUGAAACAAUAUUUUCAUCAAAGCAGAUUAACUCCGAAGCAACAUUACAUGGGAAAAAUUAUGAACGAAAAGCUAUAAAAUGUUUUGAAUCGAAAUACAAACAAAAAGUUAACGGAUGUGGCUUCUUCAUUUACAGACCUAAGCCAUUUCUUGGUGCUUCACCCGAUGGAGUGAUUGAUGAUAUGCAUAUUGUUGAAGUGAAAUGCCCUUACUUGGGACGAAAUGUAAAUAUCGAAUCAAAGUGUCUGAAACAUUUUAGGUAUUUAGAGGAAAAAAAUGGGGUCAUUCAACUUAAAAAAUCAUCAAAUUAUUAUGAUCAAAUUCAAGGCCAAUUACUUAUUACUGGAAGGCAAUUUUGUUAUUUUGUAGUUUACACAUUUAAAUCUUUGUUUGUGGAAAAGAUUGAAUUUGACCAGGACUAA
Messenger RNA from Magallana angulata, 1417 nucleotides. RefSeq lists its product as uncharacterized. The record is from RefSeq and is a predicted model, not a curated record. Lineage: Eukaryota; Metazoa; Mollusca; Bivalvia; Ostreida; Ostreidae. The transcript is spliced from 4 exons. Bases 26 to 1417 code for a protein of 463 amino acids. Gene Ontology annotation, molecular function: zinc ion binding.